Messenger RNA from Botrytis cinerea B05.10, 1677 nucleotides. RefSeq lists its product as hypothetical. Lineage: Eukaryota; Fungi; Ascomycota; Leotiomycetes; Helotiales; Sclerotiniaceae. The transcript is spliced from 2 exons. Bases 592 to 963 code for a protein of 123 amino acids. The record is from RefSeq and is a predicted model, not a curated record.
GGUAUCGGUGAGUAUGGGAUAGAAGAAGCCUGUAACUUAAUAACCAUUGUAUUAAGCAGUUGGAGUCUUCGCUUUUGCUUUUUUCUUUUUCUUCCCGUUACAAACCAUCACACCACAUCACAUCACAUCAUAUCACGUUCAUCUCAUCUCUUUCUCGAAGUUGUUUCGUUUGCUUCCGUUUCGUCUCGUCCCAUCUUUUGGUUCACUCACACACUCACUCACACACUCACCCAUCCACACUCACACUCUCUUUUGAACUCUAAAGUAAUUGAAGAAAGCACCGUGCCGCACCCUACCAUAACCUACCAUAUACAUUCUUUUGCGUGGUGUUGAACAUCUGGAUUGGGUUAGAGACUAGUCUUUAACCAUUACACUCACUUUCGCAUUCGACUUAACAGCCAAACUCAACUUUGCAAAUAUCCCCAACCUCGAGAUUACCUACAAUCCUUCCGAUAUAAGAAAGGUCGCGUGAAAGUCUGCUUUUCGGCCAACUUCCGAUCGGAUCAAACAGCUUUCCUCUCGGUCUCAACUCAACCAAGAUCCUCGAACCACAUUCUUUUAUUUACUAGUGACCCAGUCUAAUACAACAAAAUGGGAGGCAAACCACGCAACUUCGGCACGAAGGAACAUCGUCCUUCGCCAUUGCAACAAGAAGUCUCGCAAAGACCUAUCUCGAUGCAAUCGCCCAGCAUGGGUUUAGUGAGAGAUCCCAUGUUUUGGAAGAGGUUCUCGACGGCGGUACAUAUGUCGGAGGUCGAUUUGAAGGAGUUGGAGAGUGGAUUUGCUAGUGAGAGGGUGGAGAGAAAGGAUUCUAAUGGCGGAGGUGAAGAUUGGCUGGAUCAACAGUACAGGGAGAAACGUCGAUGUCACUUCAUCUGUAUUGGAGCCACAAUCUUGGUGUCUAUUCUCGUGGCUGCUGCUGUGGUAGUGGUGUUGUAUUUCACAGGAAGAAUACACUUUUGAUGUUGAAGUGUCUCAAUGGAAAGGAAGGAUGAAUGAAACGAAGAAGGAAACUGAUCUUCGGAACUACUUUUGACGAUACGUAAUGAAAUGAUACGACAAUGAUAAUGGAAUGGCACUUUAGAUGGAAGGAAAUAGUAUUCGAUUCGACAGGUUCGACGGCAUGACAACAACGAACUCAAUGGUGCAGAUAUCUUUCUUGCGCGGAUUUUUGCAAAGAAUUGCUUUGUUCCCGACUGAUUCGAUUUGGAGGAACGAAUGGUGAAUGGAUGGACGGAUAAGAAGUUUGAUCAAGCGACUCGAUGGAAAGUAUGAGUAUGUAUGCAUGGUUAUAUUUUGAUACGUCUAUCAUACCAGAGUCUUAGGGAGUAUGGAAUGGAUCGCAAAUUGUAUCUGUCGCUACAAAUUCACAAUUGCUGGCUGGGUUCAUCGUCUUUGAUGUCGAUGCUCAAUGUGCUUGGUUCGAUUUGGAUUGAGAUGGAUGGACGGAUGGGUAUGGAAUGGAAUGGAUGGGAUGGGACGGGACGGGGUGGGAUGAAGAAAAGACAGUGCUGGAAUUGGUAUUUGUAUGAUUACGGAUAUUGAUGACUGGCUACUGGCAGAAUGGAGGAAAACAAAAUAGAUAAAUCAAAUCAAUCAAAUGGCAAAAAACAUGUUAAAACUUCAUGGGAGAUUCAGAAAGAAACGCAUUGAUGUAUCGCAUGUAAUGCAUAUGCA